Molecule: messenger RNA, 2553 nt
Organism: Penicillium waksmanii
Lineage: Eukaryota; Fungi; Ascomycota; Eurotiomycetes; Eurotiales; Aspergillaceae
Product: Zn(II)2Cys6 transcription factor
Exons: 10
Coding region: 1-2553 (850 amino acids)
Biological process (GO): DNA-templated transcription; regulation of DNA-templated transcription
Cellular component (GO): nucleus
Molecular function (GO): DNA-binding transcription factor activity, RNA polymerase II-specific; zinc ion binding; DNA binding
Source: RefSeq, a predicted model, not a curated record
AUGGACAUGUCUUUCGAGUCCGCACAGGGUAUCAAGCGCAUAAGACAAGCGUGUGCGAAUUGCAGACGCAAGAAGACAAAAUGCUCUGGAGAACGUCCUAUUUGCUUCCAUUGCCGCCGAAACCGAAUCGCAUGCCUCUACGAACCCUACUCUGCGACAAUAGUGGCAGAACCAAACCAACCAGGACAGCCACUACAGCCACUACCGACCACGAAUAGUUACCAAGAUUCUAGCAAUACGGAACUUCUACACCGAAUAAGUACCAUUGAAUCCCGACUCGCGGAGCUCAGCGAGCAGUCAACACGGCGAAACGAUUCCAGCGAUAAUUUAUUAAACCCAUCACAAUCAGGGAGCGAUAUUUCGCCAUCAAUAAGAUCCCCGGACCUGCACACGAACUUCUCACAGGCGACCAAUUAUUCAUCAUACCCUCCACUGCCAGUGCUACAAUCGGUUAUAAACACAUACUUCAGCCAUUGUCACAACAAACCCUAUUCGUUUUUCAAAGAAAUAUCAUUUCGAGAAAGACUGGCCAAUGGCUCUCUUCCCCGGUGCUUAGUUUUGGCACUUCUCUCGUCCGCCGUUAGAUUCUCCGAUCAUGAUUACUACACGGGGAAGCCACAGGCUUCAUCUGAAUACGCGAGAGAAUCGUGGUUAUCAGUUCUAACAGAACAUAUGGCGGUGGAAGAAAAUCUGAAUUUACAUGUCGUACAAACUGUGAACUUGCUUGCGGUGGUAGACUAUACUGCUGGUCGCGUGAGCUCUGGAUGGCUGAAAAUUGGACUCGCUGCGCGGAUUUCACAAGACCUGCAUUUGAUGAUGGAACCGACCGGUUAUUUGUCUUAUGCAGAGCAAGAGGAACGACGCCGGACCUUCUGGUCGGCCUAUCUCAUAGAUAAGCUGAUAUCAUGUGGCCAAGGACGUCCAAUUGUCAUACAGGAUGAUGAUUGUUAUGUGCAGCUACCCUGCGAUGAAACCACCUUUCAAAAUGGUACCUGGAAACAGACAAACACCUUGAGUGAGCUACUGAAUUGGAACGCAGAGGUCAUUGAAAAUCCUAGCCCCUUUGCUCUGGUGACGCUCAUGGCAUCGAUAUUUGGACGUUGCACAAGAUACGUGCACCGAGACAAAAAGUCAGAUCAAAUUCCUCCAUGGGAUACCAAAUCAGAGUUCUCUGCGAUCAAAUCUGCUUUGCUCCUCCUGGAGUCAUAUUCCAAGAUUAGCGAUCGGAAAAUCUCGGACAUCCUGCACGAGACUCACCCAGACGAGAAAGGGCAGCUGAUAUUCGCCCAUACCCUUUUUCACCUUUGUCAUUGUCUCUUGAAUCACCCGUUUCUUGUUCGCCUGCGCCUGAAACCAUUUGCCAAGGCCCCGAGUAGUUUCUCAGCACAAGCACUCCAAGAUGGAGCAGGCCAUGCCAGACAACUGCUCGAUCUCCUACGCGAAGCUACAGAAACUGGAUGCCGAAUAGAAUCCUCCUUUUAUGCAUACUGUAUUGCAGUUGCAGGGUCAAUCAAUUCCCUGGCAUCUCAUUUCGAACACCAGAGUGUCGCCCGGCGCCAGUCUGAUAUUCUUUACUAUUUUCAGCAGAGCCUCGAUUUUCUGAACUCACUGGGAAAGUUCUGGACACAUUCCGCAAACAUGGCCGUCCGCCUCAGUGACUUUCACAGCAUUGCCGAUCAAUUCUCUGGUCUUCUCGAUCCAGCACGCCUAACAGAGGAUCUUGACGCAUAUCAUGAAGACAUACUGUGGUCCAUGAUAGACUACGGGAUUUUGGGCUCAGAUCCAUACAAAAGACCCCUGAUACCAAGACCCAGCACCUCAAAUAUUCCCUCGCCAGAUUCAUGGGCUCUUCAGUCGAGCUUUAAUAUGAGCGCACCAUCUCGUGUUAAGACACGGCUGCAGAUUCAAGUCCAAGAGCGCGAUAAAGACGGAACCAGCGACUGUGGAUCAGAAACUGGCCCUCAGUACGAUAAUGCUGUGGACGCAGUGUUUAAGAUCAUCCAGUCAGAUGGAUUCCUAGGGUUGUAUAGUGGCCUGGCUAGCUCUGUUCUUGGCACCGCAUCUAUGAAUUUUGCAUAUUUCUACUGGUCAGCGGCUGCGCGAGUCCUGUACGGAGCGAUGCUUAAAGCCCGUGGUCGCGCAGAUGCAAACAGCAUUGUGAAAGAGCUGGGCCUCGGUGCUGCAGGCGGCGCCAUGGCCCAACUCUUCACGACUCCUAUAUCGGUUGUUUCGACGCAACAACAGCUGGGCACAAAGAUCACGGGCAAAGAAUCUAUCUGGAGAUCCAUGAAAGCGAUACUGGACAGUGAUGAUGGAUGGACUGGGCUAUGGACUGGGCUGAAGGUAAACCUGAUUUUGGUCAUCAACCCUAUGAUCACGUACGGUGUUUAUCAAUGGCUCCGGAAUAUCUUAGUCAAUGUGAGAAAAGACCUUGGCUCUUUCGAUGCAUUCAGGUCUUCUCCCGCAAAUUACCAAGGGAUUUUUGGUGCAGGGACUGAUGAUGCUAUUCAAAGAAAGAAUGGAAACGCUUCUCGUGCUGGCCAUCAAAACUAA